This is a messenger RNA of Saxophila tyrrhenica, 2850 nucleotides long. RefSeq lists its product as uncharacterized. The transcript is spliced from 2 exons. Bases 1 to 2850 code for a protein of 949 amino acids. Lineage: Eukaryota; Fungi; Ascomycota; Dothideomycetes; Mycosphaerellales; Extremaceae. Gene Ontology annotation, biological process: intracellular protein transport; clathrin-dependent endocytosis. Gene Ontology annotation, molecular function: clathrin-cargo adaptor activity. Gene Ontology annotation, cellular component: membrane coat; AP-2 adaptor complex. The record is from RefSeq and is a predicted model, not a curated record.
AUGGCGUCCGCCGCGGCGGCGAUGUUCAACAGGGGAGGCAGUGGGCCGAGCAAAGAGAACACCAUGAGAGGGCUGGUCUCCUUCAUAGCAGACCUACGAAACGCGCGAGCACGGGAGCUGGAAGAGAAGCGCAUCAACAAGGAGCUGGCGAACAUACGGCAGAAGUUCAAGCAGGGCAGCUUGACGGGGUACGACAAGAAGAAGUACGUCUGCAAGCUGCUGUACAUCUACAUCCUGGGCUGGAACGUCGACUUCGGGCAUACAGAGGCUGUUAAGUUGAUCUCGGCGACCAAGUACUCGGAGAAGCAGAUUGGUUAUCUGGCGGUUACGCUGUUCUUACACGAGGACCAUGAGUUAUUACCUUUGGCGAUCAACAGCAUACGGAAGGACCUUCACGACUACAAUGAGCUGAACAACUGCCUUGCGCUGCAUGCGAUUGCGAAUGUUGGGAGCAAGGAGAUGGGAGAGUCGUUAUGCGCCGACGUCCACCGGUUAUUGAUCUCUCCAACCUCGAAGCCGUUCGUCAAGAAGAAGGCAGCCCUUACCAUGCUGAGACUGUAUCGCAAAGUGCCGAGUAUCAUACAGCCGGAGUGGAGCGAGCGGAUAAUAGCAAUCAUGGACGACCCGGACAUGGGAGUGGCUCUGUCUGUGACGUCUUUGGUGAUGACCAUUGCUCAGGAUGAUCCGGACGGCUACAAAGGAUGCUACGUCAAAGCUGCGAGCCGGUUACGGAAGAUCGUCGUUGACCACGAAUACUCGGGCGACUAUGUCUAUUACAAAGUGCCUUGUCCCUGGCUGCAGUGUAAACUGCUUCGAUUACUACAGUACUUUCCACCUUCAGAAGACUCGCACAUCAGACAACUCAUGCGGGACUCACUGCAAGCAAUUCUUGAUGCCGCAAUGGAGAUGCCCAAGAACGUACAGCAGAAUAAUGCACAGAAUGCUGUGCUGUUUGAAGCCAUCAACCUUAUCAUUCACCUGGAUACGGAGCGGGACCUCAUGGUGCACAUCUCCACCAAGCUCGGGAAAUUCAUUGCUUCUCGAGAGACAAACGUGCGGUAUCUGGGCUUGGAGGCCAUGACACAUCUCGCAGUACGGACAGAAACACUGGAUCCGAUCAAGAAGCACCAGGACAUUAUCAUCGGCACGCUGAAGGAUAGGGACAUCACCGUGCGGCGGCAGGGGCUCGAUCUGCUUUACAGCAUGUGCGACUCCACCAACUCUCAGAAGAUCGUGCAGGAGCUGCUUAAGUAUCUGCAAACUGCGGAUUAUGCCAUUCGGGAGGAGAUGGUGCUGAAGAUCGCUAUCCUUACAGAGAAGUACGCAACGGACGUCAAGUGGUAUGUCGACAUCUCGAUGCGAUUGAUCGCAAUGGCUGGAGAUCAUGUGAGCGACGAAGUAUGGCAGCGAGUAAUCCAGAUUGUUACGAAUAACGACGAGCUGCAGAUCUAUGCUGCACAAACCAUCCUGCGAUACUGCCAAGCGGACCACUGCCACGAGACGCUGGUCAAGAUUGGGAGCUACAUCUUGGGCGAGUUUGGACAUCUGAUAGCCGACAACAAAGGCUGCAGUCCGAUCGAGCAAUUCAUGGCACUGCAAGGGAAGUUCAAUGCGUGCUCGCCUAACACACGAGCGAUGAUACUUUCGGCAUUCGUGAAGUUCGUCAACCUCUUCCCAGAGAUCAAGCCACAACUACUACAGGCGUUCCGAACAUACAGCCAUUCUCUCGACUCUGAGCUACAGCAACGAGCAUGCGAAUACCUUACCAUGGCAACGAUGCAGACGGACGAACUUCUGCGGACAGUACUGGACGAAAUGCCACCAUUCCCUGAGCGAGCAUCCGCUCUGCUAUCACGUCUUGACAAGAAGCAGGGCCCUCUCGGCGACAAGCGGACGUGGUCGGUGACUGGCAAAGACGGCAUGCCUAGCACCUUGGACCGAAGUGCGACUCUUAAGCGGAACUUCUCUUCGGCCCGGACUGCUAUGACCAAUGGCGUGACAAAUGGUGCAGUGACUGCCAAUGGUGCCAACGGCAUGGUCAAAUCGCCUAUCGACGAGCUCGCAGGCCUGGACCUCAUGAGCGGUCCAGUCAACCUCGCAAGCGCAUCCCAUCUUUCUCCCGACUGGGAACCAGGCUACAACCGCCUCCUCCUCAAACCGGAGGGCACCCUCUACGAAGACGUCCAGAUCCAAAUCGGCCUGCGCUCCGAAUACCGCGCAGACACCGGCUGCCUCAUCCUCUACUUCACCAACAAGUCCUCCGCGCCCAUUCAAUCAUUCACCACCACUCUCGAUAACCCCUCCCCCGACCAGCUGAAAAUCGACAUCAAAGACCUGCCCAACACGACCGUCCACUCGAAUUCCCAGGCACAGCAGAUGAUCAUGUUCGAAGCUAGAACAGUCUUCACCGAAUCCCCUACCAUCCGCGUCUCGUACAUGGCCGGCUCGCUGCAAGCGCUCACUCUGAAAUUGCCCGUGGCUCUGCACAAAUACAUGGAAGGCGCCGUUCUGAGCUCGGACGACUUCUUCAAGCGGUGGAAGCAGAUCGGCGGCGCGCCACGAGAGGUGCAGAAGAUUUUCUCUGGGUAUGAUGUCGGGUACGAGAGCACGAGACGGCUGCUGGAGGGUUUCAAGUGGGGUGUGUUGGCGGGCGUGGAUCCGAAUCCGAGGAAUUUUGUGGGCGCGACGGUGUUGCAUACGAGUGGAGGGAAGUUUGGGUGUUUGUUGCGGCUGGAGCCGAAUGUGGAGCAGAAGAUGUACCGGCUCACGAUUCGGGCGACUGAUGAAGCUGUACCACCGGUGCUCAUGAAGUAUAUGGAGGAGAGAUUGGCGAUGCCGUGGCCACUUUGA